Messenger RNA from Lynx canadensis (Canada lynx), 1581 nucleotides. RefSeq names its product translation initiation factor IF-2-like. The coding region runs from base 1 to 636 and encodes 211 amino acids. The transcript is spliced from 3 exons. NCBI's taxonomy places the organism in Eukaryota, Metazoa, Chordata, Mammalia, Carnivora, Felidae. The record is from RefSeq and is a predicted model, not a curated record.
AUGAUGGUUCCCGGCGACGCCCGAGCACCCUCAACUGAGGCGCGCGACCCGGCGGGCGGUGCGAGGCGCGAAGGGCUGGGUCUCGAGAGGAGCGGUAACCCGACGGACUGGAGCCCGCCUCCCGCCCGGCGCCUCUCCACUCGCAGAUCCCUGGCGCGCGGGCCGCCUCCCGCCCGGCUUUCGCGCGCCGGGUGGCUGCAACGGCCUCGAGCUCGGCGCGUCGGGUUCGCGCCGGCGCGAGCACGCGCUUGUGCGCUGGCUGGCUGGCGCGCACGCGCCCGAGCGGGCUCCGGGGCGGGGCGAACAGCGCGAGCCCCGGCGAGGUCGGUGUGGAUCCGCUGGCACUCCGGCCCCCAGCCGCGGCUGCGAUCCCCAGCCCGCCGCCCGGCCGAAGCUGGGAAAGGGGCGGUGGGGGCGGGGCGGCGUCCGGCUCUGGGAGAGCUGGGGGAGGAGCGAGGCGGCGACGGCGGCCGCUCUAGAAGAGGAGGAGAAGGAGGCGGAGGAGCUCCUUUCCUCUUCUCAGACCUCGGAGCGUCCGGGACGCAGAGCCCGGAACUGGGGGGGACGCGGCGUCUGCGGGGUCCCCGGAAUCUCCCUGGAAAAAGAGACAUGAAUGUCUGCGAUGAUAUUUCCUGACAAGUUGAUAGAAGAGAAGGAAAGGAGAUCAACAGCUAGUGAGCAGAAUUUCAGAUAACCAGGAUUUAGUAUUUAUCAUCUCCAACUACAGACUUCCAUUGCCUACUUUUAAAUCAGAGAGAACUACAGUCAGAACCCAGACAAGGCAAAAGGAUAUUUUUCAUCUGUAUUUUUUGAGAUCAAAGAAAUCACAAUGUCUAGGAAACAAAACCAGAAGGGUAAGAUUACAUGUGGGCAUAAAUUGUUAAAAGCAUAGUUAUGAAAUAAUGGUAUAUAUAUUUUUAAAAGGUUCUCUUAAUGUGUUUUGAAUGGUCAUAUUUUCCCUCACCCAAUGCAAUACUACUGAUAGGUAUAACUUAUCUCCUUGUCUUGACUGCCAUUAAUUUUAGAAGAGUAUACAACAUUCACAACUUAAUCUGUUGUCUCUUUAAGUAUUUGUAGAUAUUAGAGUAUAGUUUUGUGUGUUACUAGUUUGGGAAUUAACUCAUAUAACAAUUGCUUUUCUACUUUUAUAUUAAAUUGGGAUAUAUUUGCCAGAAAGCCAACUGCGUCUAGGAAAUGCACUCUCUGGAGUAUGAACACAUGUUAGGGGGCAUGGUGGGAGAUAACUUACUGCAGGAUAUUCUAUAUCUGAUGAGUUGAUUCUUUCAUUGGAGACAGGAAAUGAAGCAAGAGUAAGUGCUUCCAGUUUUAGAUUCCUUCUUUAGCUUUCCUUCCAGGAUUAUUACUCUAGCUUCUUGUCUAAAGUAAAAUAUAAGAUUCAGAGAAUCAGAAAUACCAAGAAUAGUUAUGAGAAGGGGAAAGACAAUAGAGACUCCAUAAAAUCACUUUUUCAACUUUUUUAGAAGAGCUGGAAAAAUGCAAAGGAACAAAUUUAACAAUAGCACUAGAACUAUUUAUUAUACAUAACUGGAAUAUAUUUGUUAAAAGAAUGACCGUAGCUAU